Molecule: messenger RNA, 5328 nt
Organism: Durusdinium trenchii
Lineage: Eukaryota; Dinophyceae; Suessiales; Symbiodiniaceae
Source: the annotation of a GenBank genome assembly
GGAAACCAGUGGAGUCAUUGCGUUUGAUGCAGGUACACGGUGGAGCGUCCUACUCGCACGCUCACUCUCAGCCACGCCCGCGCACAGACAGUCACAAUCACCCCAAACCCAUGACCGCGUGAACCCCCAUAAGGAAAGCGCAGAGGAACCAGAGCAAGGAAUGUGGAGAAGAAACACGCUUACACGAUGCUUUCAUGGAUGGGUUUUGGAUGGUAGGGAUGUAUCCGGAAGAAACAGCUAGAACCCAUAGCUGGAGUUCCCCCAGGUGGUCUAACACCUAAACGCGUUUUUAGCCCAGUCCCUAGACUCCACAAUUGGGGGUCUACAAUGCAGCCACCCAGAGUCCGUAGAAAUAGUUGACGGUAUCCCAUGAGGCCCGCGGAGCUUCAUCAAGCAGCCCUGGCCUUGAAGAGUCAAACCACAAGCAAAAUCAAAACCAACGAACGCCAUUGUUUGGCUGUGACAGAGGUUGACGAGCUGACAUCUUUGGUGGCCGAUGCUGAAACCGGCAUUGCCCGUCAAGAUUUGGACCAGGCCCUUGUUUUUGAACAACAUUUUGCACAAUUCAGUGCCUGGCCUUUGACACAGGCUGUGUGCCAGGAAUUGCUGCUGAAACUGGCGGCUUCUGGGGCAGGAACCCAAAUUUGGCCCCUUGCCGUGAUUGCCGCCCAGUGCGCCAAAGGCUUGCCGGCCCAGGCCGAAAGUACUCUCGAGGUCCAUGCCAAAGAGCUGGCAGUGGACGGGCAGCGACCAUCCAGCGCUCCCUACGGUGCAUUGGUGCAGGCAUAUGCAAAGCAGGGCGACCUUGAAAAGGUGCAGGAACAUCUUAGCGCCAUGAAGAGUUUGGGACUCUCCAUCGACAUGCCUAGCUAUGCCGCGGCCAUCGAAGCCUGGGCCAAGAGGGGCGGAUGCGAUGCCGCUCGGAGGAUCCUGGAUGAGGCGGUGGCUUCAGGUCUACACCCCAGCCGCGGGACCUUCACGGCGGCGGUCAGUGCCUAUACCAAGGAGAUCGGGCAGCGCGUGGAUGGAAGCGAUCAUGACAGCCAUGCGCGCCGCCAGCGUCGCAGCCUUGCAGACACCUGGGCAUGGCUCCUGGUGGCCAGUACCUCCUCCACGAGCCGAACGCGUCGGAAGAACAGCUUCACCAGCCCGGAGGCCAUCUUCAAGCAGAUGCUGGCCAGCGGUGUGGCCCCGAACGCCUUCGUGCUGCGCGCGCUGGGGAGGGCCGUCGGCCUCGAGAGGCGGGAAGAGCUCUGCAAGGAGUUCCACCUGGACCUUUCCGGGGUUCCCAAUCGACGCGUCAGGAGUGCAUGCCCUUGGAUGGGAGGUCAUGGGUGCAUGGCCGAGGACUGGGAGAAGGCCUCAGAGCCUGUGAGCCGUGAGGUUGCUCUACGAAGUGCUGGAGGCCCCCGGCCGGUGACCGGCGUGGCCGGCGUGGCCGCCGGCACCAGUCCGGCGAGGCGGCCCAACACCAGCCCGGCCACAUGUGCCUUUCCGGAGAAGCACUCGCCGGUGAUCAACGUGCCUCGGACUGUGGCCAUUCGCUCCCGAUGCCUGAUGCAACGCACACCCGGUGGACCGGUGCGCGUGCCGCUGCCCAAGGAGCUGGUGCCGGUCUUGUGCCGCAUGGAGCAUGACAACAACGGCGAAGCGAGCACCGCCCGCUCCAGGUGUCUGCACACCACCCACUUCGUUGGAGAGAAAUCGCAGCAAGUGCCGGUGGAGUUGGUCUCUGCGCAGCCGCUGCCCAAGCGGCCGGUCACCAGCCGCAUCGGCAGCCUGGCACAUGUGGCGGAGAAGGAGGCCUCCAGACAGGAGCUGCCAAUGCUAACUCCCGAGUUGCGGGCGGAUUUGAAGCAGAAGCUCGACAGCUUGGUCUCCGUGUGCCGCACGGACUUCAAGGCUCACCCCAGAAGCACGCGCUUCUUCUUGCGCGAGCUCUGGGAUCUAUGCCAGCUGCUCAAAGUGCCGGUGAGCAAUCGACCGUACAGGCGAAAGCUGGCGGGCGCUUUGUCCCAAUUUGUGCUGCACAUUCCCAACUUCCUCCCGGCGGAUUUGGCGCCCUCCAGUGCCGAGCUGUCUGAGGACUCCUUCUUGACCAUGACAGUGAUGUUGGCGCUGGGGGCCAUCCCAUGGGAGUUCAAGUUCAACAGGGCUCAUUACCGCCUUUGCAACUGCGCCUCCCUGGGGUCUCAACGUUGUCUGGUGCCAACGGGAGGAAUCAGGAGCUCUGAAUUCAUGACCUCACGAACGCGUGGCCGCGCGGGGGAAGGCGAUGGUCCGGCACCGGCCGCCCUGCGGGAGCUCUUUCAUCGCCAGGAGAAGCACUUGCCGAACCGCCUCGUCGACGUGUCUGCCGCGCUUCGUGUGAGAUUUGUGGAGUUUGUGGAACAGGUGCCGCCAGUUCUUCCUGCACGCGGCGACGAGCCGCCGGAGCUGGUCCGCGGGCCCUUCACCGGGGGCGAUGGGCGGCCGAGUGAGCCGGAGAGGAUCCAGAUCAUGAUUCAGGCAGCGCCUCCUCCGCCCGAGAACCUGGCACCCACGACCCUGAGCCAAUCGCUGCUGCACUCCAUGGCCGACGCACCCCUGGGCGGCUCCAACGAGGGUCCACUGGCAGGCCUCAGCUCCGAGGAGGCGCAAAGGCGUUUAGCACAGUACGGCCGGAACGAGAUCCCCGAACAUGUGGAACCGUGGUACGUGAUGCUUGGGAAGCAAUUUGUCGGCAUGAUGCCUGGCAUGCUCAUCAUCGCGGCCAUUCUUUCUGGGAUCUCGAGAGACUGGACAGACUUCGCCGUCAUCACCUUGAUGCUCAUCGUGAAUGCGUUGAUUGGCUUCCAUGAGGAGUUCAAGGCCAGACAGUCCUUGGACGCCCUGAAGGCGCAGAUGACCGCCACCGUGCCGGUGAAGAGGGAUGGGAGCAUGAUGAUCGUCCCCGUGGCCGAGCUAGUCUCGGGAGACGUGAUCUUCCUUCGAGGAGGCAACAUUGUUCCAGCAGAUUGUGAGUUCCUCGAGGGCGACGAGAUGCUGGUGGACACCGCGGCGCUCACCGGCGAGCCGCUGCCGCGGAAGGUGCCGCGGCCCGACCGGCCGGAUGAGCCGCAGGGCGCCGGGAAGAUGCUCCUGUCGGGAUGCAUCGUGAAGCAAGGUGAAGCACAUUGUGAAGUCAAGGAGACCGGCCUCAAUACUGAGAUUGGCCAGGCCGCAGGGCUGGUCGCUGAAGCCUCUGGACACCAAGCCAGCAUGUUCGAAUCCAAGAUCAUGCAGGUGGUUCAUGCGGUGAUCCUCCUCUCCCUGGUGGACGCGGGGGUGGUGCUCUAUGUGGAUGUGGGCCACAGAGGCGUCCGCUUUUCACAUGCUUUGCUCAACGUCUUAGCUUUAGUCAUUGGUGCAGUGCCCAUUGCCCUGCCCUUGGUGAUGCAGGUGACGAUGGCCAUCGGUGCGGCCAGCAUGGCCAAGCGCCAGGCCAUUGUCACGCACCUCACGGCGCUACAGGAGAUCGCCUCCAUGACCGUGCUGUGCAGCGACAAGACGGGCACCCUAACGACGGCGGACAUGCGGGUCUUGCCGCACCGGACCUGGACCUGCAAUCGCACCACGAAGGACGAGGCGCUGCUGUACGCCUGCCUGGCGUCGAAUCCCGCGAACAAGGAGGACCCCAUUGACAAGGCCAUCCUGGGCUCUGGCCAUGAGCACUUUGGAGAAGAGGAGGCGGACAAGCUCAUGGCGAUGUACAAGAAGGGCAAGUUCGUGGGCUUCAACCCCACGGUGAAACGCACCGUUGUGUAUUGCGAGCACGAAGAGAAGGGCAAGUUCAAGAUCUCUAAGGGACUUGUCAACAAGGUCCUGAUCACAGGAGACGAUGGUGGAGACUGUUGGGAGUGUGUGGAUGCCGACAAGUUGAAGGAGGAACUGAACGAAGUCGACAUCCGCUUCUCCUCCCAGGGGUACAAAACAGUGGGCCUGGCGGUCUCGCACAACGAGGGGCCGAUGCAGUUCGCAGCGAUCAUCCCCAUGUUGGAUCCGCCACGGGGCGACACCAAGCUCACGAUCCACCGCAUCCGGGAAGCGGGCAUCAACGUGAAGAUGAUCACAGGUGAUCACCUGAACAUCGCCAUCGAGACCAGUCGCCUGAUCGGCCUUGGCACCCACGUCCUUCCCGCCAGUGAGCUGUGGCCGGCCUCCGCCACGCGGGACGAGACCAUCGUCACGGCGGACGGCUUCGCGCAGGUGCUGCCCAAGGACAAGCGCGAGGUGAUCUUGGUCUUGCAGAACCGCGGCCUGGUGGUGGGCAUGACGGGGGACGGCGUCAACGACGCCCCGGCCCUGGCGCAGGCGCAGAUCGGCAUCGCCGUGGACGGUGCCACCGAGGCGGCGCGCAGCGCGGCGGACAUCAUCCUCACCCAGCCGGGCCUUUCGGCCAUCUUCGAUGCCGUGGUGGAGUCGCGGAAGAUCUUCGCGCGGCUCCGGUCGUACGUGCUGUACAGGAUAGGAGCGACCAUCCAAAUUGUGCUGGUCCUGUCAAUCCUGAUCUAUGCCUACAAUGACACCAUGCCCGCGAUUUACGUGAUUUUGUUGGCGCUGGUGAACGAUGUGACGAUGUUGCCCGUGGCCAGCGACAAUGCCUCCCCCUCCGCGUUGCCGGAGAUCCCCUCGAUGCCGCAAAUCUUGUUGGCGUCCUUCCUGUAUGGCUUCAUCGGCACCGGUCAAACCAUGGCCCUCUACCUCUCGGAUGUGCUCCACUCGGAUCCCUCCAUGGACCCCGAGGAGAGGCGCCAGUAUCGGAUGGCGGUGACCUAUUUGCAGAUGUCCAUCGCGGUGGAGCUCAACAUCUUCUCCUGUCGCACACCGCUGUAUGUGGCGAACCUGCUACGCCCAGAGACCUGGCCUUCGCUCUUGCUCUUCAUUUGCGUCAUGGGCGGGAACCUGCUGGUCUCCCUGCUCGCAGGCUUUGGCGACACGUUCCAUGUGGUGCACAAGGUCGAGUGGGUGGACAUCGUCUGGAUUUGGGUCUACGACAUUGGUUGCUUGCUGGUGAUCGACUUCCUCAAGCGCUUCUUGAAUGUGAUUGGUGCAGAUUGGAUGUCUGCUGGUGCUGUUGGCGACGUCCUUGGGUAUCCCAAUUUGCCGGAUGAGUUCCACGGCGCUAGCCAUCGCUCGACUCUGCUGCACAGCAGAGCCAGCGCAAGGAGCGUGCUUCACCACCAAAGCCGUCUCUCCACCAUCUCUCAGGGUGGAGGCCUCGCUGUGCCGGGAAAAGUCUCGGGCUCCACGCUGCCCUUCCCGCACAACCUGCGGGCACAUGCCUUGCGGCACAUGCACUCCUUCUAA